AGCGUUGCUAGGAUACAUUGCAACAAAUGUGUCCAUCGUUACUGGAUACAGUCCUACAGAAAACAUUCCGUCAAAGGCACUUUUUUUUUUACACAACGACGUUGUAAAACUGUCUAGUGACAACAAGAAAUGUGCCAUGCAACUUUCUGUGAGCUCUGAAUGCUCUUUUUUAGAUUCAUACGAUUGAAACCAAAAUACAUUCAGAUCAAAUGGAAACUGCGACUGUUGUCCGGUUUGGUCGAAGGAGUGGGUCCAGCAAAACAACGCGAGCAGUUGAGGAAAAAAAAGCAAUGCAACCACCAGAUCUUCGACAAGUCACUGUUUUGCCCAAAGCCGAAUGGCUCCGAAUUCAAGGAAGUUUGAAUCAAGGGAAUAAAUACAACGAGAGUCUAAAGGAAGCAACCAAACAACGAGAAGCUAUGCACCUGAGGUCCAAGGAGGUGGUAAAAUUCUGGUCUAACACAAUAGCUGGACAAAGACAAAAGAAACUGGAGGCAAAGAGGAUUCGGGAGGAACUUGAAGAAGAUGAGAAGAAACAGAUGGAUAUUGAGGAGGCUAAAUAUCAGGCGCAAAAGAGGAAAGAAGCUAUUGAAAAGGCCAAAACUCAACAGUACUACGAGACUGAUCGUGUGAAAGGAUUUCAUCGUGCACUCUUGCUGACAGAAGUCCUGAAGGAAAGGGAGGCCCAGAUAGAACUGAAGCAGAGAAAGCAGGAUACCUCCAAAGAUGUGGACAAGGAAAUUAUGGCUAUCAUUAAGUGUAGAGAGGAUGAAGCUUUGCAAAAGGAACAGCAGAAAGCUUUGCAGAGGAAGCUUGACAUCCAGGCCACAGCAGAAGACUUAAAACAGCAGGCAAAUGAACAUGAGAUGAAUAGAGAACGAGAGAAACUGGAAAACAAGAAAGAGGCUGAGGAACUCCAGCGACUAAAAGAGCUUUUUCUGUGGGAGCAAUGCAUGCAGGAGCAAAAGAAAGAGGAGCAGAAGAGAAAUACCAUGAAAGCUCACAUGGAACAUCUCUCUAACAGAGAUAUCAUUAGAGCAAUAGAGGCACAAAAGCAAGAGAUGGAAGAGGAGCGCAGGAGGCUUUUUGCAAAUGCAAAACAGAAAAUGGUGAAGUUGAGGAAAGACAAAGAGGAAGAGAUUUUCAGAGAGGUCCAAAUGCACAGGGGGGGGAUCAUGAAUAAACUGGCUGCAAAACAGCAGGAGCAGACGGACAAUGAGGAACUCAUCGCCAAGGCUAUUGCUCAACGGGAUGCCAGACAGGCACAGCAGCAGAAGGAGAAAGAUGACAAGAGGAUGGCUAUGCUGGACUCAAUUGCCUCACACAGAGAAGCCAUGAAAGAAGAACAGGAGCAGAAGGAAAGAGAACACAACGAGAGAGCUAUUGACAUGCUUUAUGCCAAGAAAGAAGCGGACAGAAUAUUUAUUGAAAAACAACACCUGAAGGCACUGAAAAUGAAAGAGGAUGGAAGAACUUUACAAGACGUCUACAUUCAUCAAAUGGCUGAAAAACGUGCCAAGGAACAGCAAAUAAGAAAGCAACAACAGGACUUUGAGACCAAAAAUGCAGAGCUCAUUGCUGUGGAGGAGAAGCAGUUCCAGCAGUAUGCAAACAAUGUGAUCGAUACAGCCACCGAGGCCAAGAGAAAUAUUCACCCACUCCGCAAAGCUGCCAGGGAGGGAAUUGGAGGUGGUCUUGGCCCCAUCUUUGGAGGAGUGAGGCCAAGUUACUUGGUUCAAGAUGACACUGGUGUCCAGAUGCCCAAUUACGUCGGCAGUAGAUCUCAGGACGUCAAAGAGCUGAAUGAGACACGUGAUAUUCAGCAAUCCAAGAAAAGACUUGGAUUCACAUGGUAAUCAUCUGUUGAAAAGAGUAACAUGGUCAGGUGAAGCAUGAUUAGAAAAACAAUAAACCAAUGGAAUUCAGCAUUUCCUAAGCAUUUAUGAUAUACCCCCUAUUAUGUCAUUUAUUUCAAACUAAAAAAAAACCUCACUUGAUAGGCAAGUACUUGACUGACCUAGUGGGAUGAUUGCAGUCUUUUCAGCGCUCAAAGAUGAUUCAUCUCAGAACUAUGGAAAUGUAGAGUGUAUAACUGUCUCUGAAAUUAGAUUUUUAGUUUUGUUAUUUUACAUAAUAUACAUACACACAAUAAAAAAAAAUUAAAAAAAAUAGUGCACAAAUUGGGAAACUGCUGAUAAUUUCUAGCCUGGUCCUAGAUCUGUACCUACAUGACAAAGAUAGUCAAGAGUUGGCUAAAGCACAGAUCUGGGACCAGGACAUAUAGUGCAACGGUUUCAUUUUUAUACACAAGAUUCACUCAGAUUAAAAUGUGACGUGUCAAUGUUAUCUUUA
Oncorhynchus masou masou (cherry salmon) is the source of this 2352-nucleotide messenger RNA. RefSeq names its product cilia and flagella associated protein 210 (gene cfap210). The record is from RefSeq and is a predicted model, not a curated record. The transcript has 9 exons. Lineage: Eukaryota; Metazoa; Chordata; Actinopteri; Salmoniformes; Salmonidae. Bases 210 to 1856 code for a protein of 548 amino acids.